CCACACACGCAAAGUGUUUGUCUGCUCUCAAUCUGAGCAGAAAUCAAUUUAAAAACAGGCACUGAACCAGAGACAGUAUAGGAGAAAAAUAAUCAAACUCUUAACUUUGUUCAUCUCAGCGAUGACUGAGAAUUCAAACAGACUUAAAUACAUAAAAGUGUGGUCACAUCGAUUACUCAACAACUAAAUUAAAGGCCAGACUCAUGAGGUACAAAAAAAAUAAAAAAUGAUCAGAAAAAGCCGUCAACAGAGGGAAGGCUGAUUAUUCUUGCCUUAAAUUAUGGAUUAAGAAAUACUAGAGCACCACCUAGUGUUGAAACGGUGAGUUUCAUAUUAGGCCACGUAAUAGUCUGAGCUCUACAGCUGCACACUGAUGACCCGAUUUUCAAGUUUAGCACCAGAUGGCUGAUAGAAGUUACAAAUUAAAAAAUCAAUCAACAGGAUUUCAGGUCAAAUUCACUUUUGUAAAAUAAUGAAGGUAACCUUUCUUUAUAACAUAUAUCAUAUCUCGGCUAAUGUUCACCAUUUUGAAAGUAAGAAGAAACCAAUCCAAAGAUGCUUAACCAGGAAUAAAAGUCAUCAAAAAACUGAUGUCCUACUUCGGUAACUUAGAAGUUACUGUUGAUUUUUAACAACCGUCUCUCACUCCCCUUCGAGCAAGUUGGUUGACAAUUACCUGAAGAAGUCAUCUUGUAUUGCUAUAUCUCAGAAAAGCGGAAGUGGAUGUUAAUGAAUGCCUUUUGUAUAAACACAUGUAUUUCUCAGGGUUUAGUACCUGAGCAGCAUUUCCAGCUUGCAGGGCUUGUUAGCAAAUCAGUUACACAGUUUAGCUCUGCAGCCUGCAUGUGAACCUGGCAUGUAACAUUCGAGGGACUCAGUUAUAAGAAACGCUUUACGUUGCAGCAUAGAAAUGAAUCAUACUUCAGUCUUUAGAGACAAGUAGGCGACAUACAAAGCUCAUUUUGGUCGUUGCAGCAGCAGAAACAAGAAAUUAAUUGUAUCUAAGAUAAUUCAUAUAUUGCAUAAAAGAGCAUAGAAUUGUUCUUGGAAAUUUGAUUGAUUCACAGAUGAAGAUUAAUAUUGUCAUCAGGCAAAAAAUAAUCAUAAUCAGAAAGGGUUUUAUAUUUUUUACAGGGCCAUGGACUUGUACAUUUAAAGAUAAAUACAUUGACUUGGGUAAUAAUCAUCCUGUAGUGGGAUUUUCUGCCCUUUAGUUUCCUUAUUUAUGCCUAGUCGGAAGCCCAUAUUUGGCCAAAGCCACAGGUGCCUUUCCUUUUUGUAAUCAGUGAAAGGAUUAGGUAUUACGUCUCUCUCUUCUAUUCAUACCGCUGGUGGUCAAGUAAUACAACACAAAAGUUACAACACAGCAAACAUCCAGAAGUAUAUUUUAAAGAAUAAACAGCUUUUUUUUUUUUUUUAAAUUCAGAGAUUACUGGAGGUCCAGGAGCUGAAAUAUCUGAAUCAUUCAGUAGUCAUUUCUUGGCAGGUUGACAUCCAUUCUCAAAUUGUGUCAAGCUAAACAUUGUAGUUUUUCUCAGUGGCCCUCCUGAACUUUAGACGGAUCCACACACACCUGCUGGCAAGAAAAGUCAUUCAAUAAAUGUUGGAGAACUUCUCAAAUACAACUUCAAGUUUAAGACUUGCAUUUGUUCUCGGUCACAGUGCUAUCAUCAGUUUGACAAGAGCUAAUGUUCAGAUGUGUUGUAAAUACCAUAAUGUUUACCCUGUUAUACAUCUGAGUACUUUAGUAUGCAAACAUUUGUUACAUACCGCCAAACAAUAUAGUGUUUAUUAGACUUAUCAGUUAGCAUGUUGUCCAUUGGUUUAUAGAUCACCGUUUUGAAGGCUGAAUUGUGGAAUAUGGGGUUAUUGCCAUCUCGGCUUUUGGAAGCCAGAAGUAACAGUAUGAGGCUGAGACAAAUAGAUACCAAAAUUGUCAUGUUCAGCUACUUGGAGUAACUGACUUUAAGUUUCAUGGAUUGGAAAUGUAGACAUUGGCAGAAAUGGUAAUAAUCAACAAGAGAUAACUCAUAGGGCCCCAACAAAAGGGAUUAUUUUCUACUAUAAAAAAAAAGUUAUCUUGGUACCAAAUGUAUUCAAACCAUACUUGCUGGAUUUGGGGCUUUUAAUGCCUUUAUUGUAAAGACAGGACAGUACAUAGAGCCAGGAAUCAUGGACAGAGAGAGGAAGGAGCAGCAGGUCGGAUUAGAACCCGGAACCCGCCCACUUUGACGACUGCAGCCUCUGUCUAUGGGCUGGUGGACUAACCACUAAGCCACCGGUACCCUAAAGUAUUCAUAUUGUAGGUGAUUUGUAUUGUGUCAAAAUGCUUCAGGGUUCGACAAGAAAAGACAAAUUGUGCAGAAGGUGCCUAUGUGUCAUUUUUUCCAGAAUGAUACAUUUUCCAUUGAUAGGGGUUGGUAGUAGCCAUGACACACAAAUACACAUUUUCUGGUAGCAUUUCAACACAGUCCUUCUCACUGCCAAUGAUUGACACAAUUCAAAUGGUCUUAUUAUUGUUGGAAGGAUCUCCACUUCACCCAUUAACUCAAGAGAACAUCCUCUCCAGUUAAGCAAUCCCUGGAGGAGGGAGCGUAAAGCUUUAAAAGAGAUCAAGAAACGAACUGUUACCACAAAACGCAUCGUCAAAACUUCACGGAGCAGCCAUCACAAUCUGAUAUUUCUGUACUUUGAGUGUACUGUUGCUUAGUAUUCUUGGCAGCCCAUUUUUUUUAAGGGAACAUUUGUAUUUAUUGAAGCCAAGAUGUUUGUGGAUGAGCGGAUCCUAACUUUAUUUAAAAGAAAUGCCCAUCACACACUGACCUACUGGAGCGUUUUCUUCAGUUUUGGACUCUGCAUCGCCUUUCUUGGACCUACAAUUUGUGACUUGCAGAGUCAAACAAAGUCAACAAUCGAUCAGAUCACCUGGGUGUUCUUCUCCCAGCAGUUCCUCCUGCUGAUUGGCAGCUCUAUUGGUGGCAUUUUCAAGAGGACGUUGCUCAGUGCUCUAUCUGCCCUAUUUGUCUCUGCCCUCGUCAUCUCUGUAAUAUUUGCCAUCAUCCCGCUCUGCACUAAUGUUCUCCUGCUUGCUGUUGCCAUGGCUGUGUCCGGGUUGGCGAUGGGAAUUAUUGACACCAUUGCUAACAUCCAACUGGUGACCAUCUAUCAGAGGGACUCGGCCGUCUUCUUACAGGCUCUUCAUUUCUUCAUCGGGUUCGGAGCCCUGGUGAGCCCACUUAUUGCAGAUCCUUUCCUCUCAGAGGCCGGAUGCGGGAACAGCACAGGGAAUGGUACUGAGAUCAUGCAUCACGUCAGGCUCAUGCUGAGACACACUCCGAUCCCAGAUCACAACAUAACUCACAGCCACUCAACCCAUGUGGGAGAGGAAGAGUCCAGUGUGCAUUAUGCCUUCUGGAUCAUGGCCAUAAUCAAUUUACCCGUGCCCAUUGCAGUCCUAUUCCUGAUGUAUCGGGAGCAGCUGAUCCCAUUUUGCCAAAGCGGCACUCCUCGACUUUUGGACAAAGAUGAACUAGCAAUGGAGAACCAGCAGGGGGCAGAGGGCACAGAAGUGGAGCAGAGGGAACAUGAAGCUGGAGGUCAUGGUGACAUCUUUAGCUGCUGUCGGAAUGAUAACCUGCGCGGGCUGCCUGUGUCCUUCUUUAUGAUCCAUAUCCUUGGCGGGAUGGUGCUCUUCAUGACCGAUGGUAUUGUGGGUACCUACGCUGGCUUUGUUUACUACUACGGAGUGGCCCCACCUAUGUCUCUGCCCCCUAAGACUGCGGGUUACCUGGCCAGCAUCUUUUGGGCUGCCAUCACUGCUGGACGCCUGUUGUCCAUUCCUCUCUCGUACCGUUUCCAGCCUGUGAGGCUGCUCAUGUUCAACCUGGCGGGUGCGAUUGUUACUGUGUUGAUGCUGCUUAUUUUCUACACCAGCAGCAUCUUUCUAUUUGUUGGCACCUGUUUAUGUGGGCUUUUCCUCAGCAGCAUAUUCCCCUGCAUGCUCGCCUAUACCGAAGACAUCCUGGAUUAUCAGGGAUGUGCAACGUCAGUCCUGGUGACAAGUGCAGGGAUGGGCGAGAUGGUGAUGCAGGUUGUAGUUGGCUCAAUUAUCCACACUGAAGGCAGCUACAGCUUCCUGCUGUGUGGAAUGAUUAUAGCCUGCAUAGGUUUUAUCGUCUUCUUUGGUCUCAUGCUGUUCGCCCGAAUGCACAGGAAUUACCUUACAGGAACAACGAAAAAGUCAGCCAUGGUGGAAGAAGCAGCCCCAGAGCAGGAUGCAUCUGCAAAAACAGAACAGAAAGAGAGCAGCUGAGAUGGACAGCAGCUGUGUUUUGUCCUUUACUGGCUACCGUAUGAGGGAUAUAUAAAACAUCCCAGCAAUUUAUCAUCAAAGACUGCAAAUGUUUCACCUAAGUCUUACAAUACGCAUGAUGCCAUUUUACCUGUAUUGUGCUUGAAAUAACAUGGCAUUUGCAUUGCUGGUAUUUGCAUUGCUGAUAUUGUGCACUGUUAGAUGUUAUAGUUCUAGUGUUGUUGUUUUUUUUCUCUUAUGUGGAGAGCAGUCUCUCGAUUAAGGAUUAGUUUUCUAUUUUAUAUUGCAUCAGAAUUGUAAUUGUAUGAAAAUAAAUUAAUAUAACCUGUGGAAAACUAAA
Messenger RNA from Labrus bergylta (ballan wrasse), 4652 nucleotides. RefSeq names its product major facilitator superfamily domain containing 4Ab (gene mfsd4ab). The record is from RefSeq and is a predicted model, not a curated record. Gene Ontology annotation, biological process: transmembrane transport. NCBI's taxonomy places the organism in Eukaryota, Metazoa, Chordata, Actinopteri, Labriformes, Labridae.